GAUAGUUAUAGAUCAGUGAAUCAUUGACAUAAUAUAAACCCAUGCUGACUGGUUAAAUUACCUAUGUGAGAAGAGUAUAUUAACAAACAAGAUCAGAGCCAUCCAUCUAAUAAACCCCAUUUAGGAAUAGAGCCGACAAGGCAACACAUUGUGUGGAGGAAUUAAAGUCACCACAGGACAAAAACUGGACACAAAGGAGCAAAACUGACAGCUUCUCUCAAGACAGAUGUCUAAAGUGGAAGGCCCACAUUCGAAGGGCCAGCUCAACAGAGCGUGGUGCCAGCCUGGUUGAGACUACCAGCAGCAAUGGCUGCAACAAGAUAACAGAAUAAAGCAAUAAAACAGGAACCAUGGGAGAACAACAUGCAGAGGAACCAUAACAUAACAAGUGCUGUGGAGGGUCUGGUAACCAGGAUGAGCAAAGAAGAAAUUAGAAACAAAUAAAUCUGCUAAUGUACUGGGAGAAGAUGGCACAUAGAUCAUAAUAAGGAAAAAUAGUUACAUUUAUCAGAGUGCCUGAUUACUUUCAAAGAAGGGAAGUCACAUUGUAGAGAAAUCAUUAGAACUAUUUUUGAAUCUUCUGUGAGCUUUCCCCUGACAAAUGUAUUGCAGACUGUCUGCAGCCAAGUAGUUCUAUCUGGGAGUUCUUUCUUUUUCCAAUGCAAAGACAGGGAGCAUGAGAAUCUUUGAGGUAUUUCACCAUGUAAAGAGUAUGAUAUCAUCUUAGAGGUUUUCACGAGAUUGUCCCCUUCUCCCAGGAAAGUCUGGAAGCAGCACAAAGGGGUCAAGGGACUCUCUCAAUCCAGUGGUUUCAAAAUAUAUCUGGGAUAUAUGUACAGAAUUUGGCUGACUUCAGACAUACUCACCAGAUGUGGAUAAAAGGGCCUCUCUCUCCACUUUCUCUCCAGCUGAUAUACGACCUACAUUUUUGUUUUAAAUAGUGAUUCAAUGGUUCCUCACACUGUCUUGAAACAUCACCUUGUUGGCCAGCCUCCUAGCUAAGAGACUUCAACUUGAAGUAAAACAGUGUUAAAAUGAGGAAAUUCAUAACAGUUAAAGGAAAUCUACUGGGCAGAGUAAUUACCCUGUGCUUGGUAUAUGCUCCUAACACUGGACAAAGAGCCUUUCCCAAUGCUAUUCUUCUUGUCCUGACAUUUUCUUCUGAGGAGCUCAUUGUUGAGGGAGAUUUAAAUCUCACCUCAAAUCCUACAGCUGACAGAUCAGACAGUAGAAAGGAGGAACCCAAUUCCCCUGGCUCAUAUUUGAAACAAAAUCUUUCCCAGCUCAGUCUACUGGUUUCAUGGAACAAUGUGAAGCCAUUUGUGAGCGAUUACUUGUUUUAUUCAUAUCCCCAUUUGCUGUUCACGCAAAAAGAUUAUAUAUCUUUGUCUGCCUGCUUAAAGGAUUUUCUGACUGAGGCAAAGAGAGGUGAGCUUACAUGGUCAGUCCCUAUUCCUAUCAUGACAACACUUAGAGAUUUGUUUGGUUGUAGGAGGCAUAGCAACUGGGUCCUGAAUAAUCCAUUAUUUGAGAACCUUAUAGUACUGAAUGAUGUAAUUAGCAAAACCAAAAUUUCUUUCAAUAAUGACAAAAAUGGAAACUUACGUACCAAUACACUAUGGAAGGUUUAUAAGGCAGUAUGGAGGGGAAAAUUAAUUAAGACAUUCUCUAGAAUUAAAGGGGGGAAAAAUACAGAAGACAAGUUUCUUCUCUCUGAAAUAAAAAAAUUAGAGAAGUUGCACAAAAAGACAGAUGCAAGGAAAAACCUGGCUAAACCUCCCUUCCUUAGAGGACAACUCUCUGUUCUGUGGCCAGAAAAAAGAGACUGUGUUGUAUAUCAGUUUAAACAAAAGUACAAUGGGAUGGAAAAUAAGGGCCGUAACAAUUCAGCAUAUAGGCUAAGACAGGAAAAAGAAAAAAAUACUAUGAUUGGUAUCAGAGAACACAACAGUGAGAUGCACUGUCAUACAAGUUCUUACCCUGGAGAAGCUGGGCUCCCAGUUAUACCUGAACAUCUGCAGAAAGAAUUUGAGGAAGUCAAAUCAGUCAUUAAAAAUAUGCUCUCAAGUAAAGCACCUGGUAUGGAAAGGGUCUCAAUUGAAUUGUACAAAUCUUUGACUUAUCAGUUUUCCCCCAAACUUCUAAGUGAUUUUCAGGACUUCAAAACAUUAGCAGAUAUGAAGAAAUCAAUCAAUAUUGCUGUGAUUUUAAAGGCCAAAAGAUACAAGAUUGAAUGUACUUCACGUAUGCACAUCUCAUUGUCAAAUAUAGAAUUUAAGAGUUUUGCAAAGGUGUUGACAGAAUCAUUUACACUUAAAAUAACUAGUAUAUAUCAAAUGGGAUUUAAUCAGGGAAGACAGCUAUUAGAUAACAUUCAUAGGUUAUUGGUUGUGAUCCAUUCAAGCCUGUCAAAGGUAAGGAGGUCAGGUAUGUUACUUUCACUAGAUGUCGAAAAGAUCUAUGAGCAAGUUAAAUGGAAGUUUAUGAAGGGACUAGGUCUAGAAAGUAAAAGAAAAAAAUGGACUGAAAUCUUAUACCAAUCUAUAAAAGCUAAAGAAAGAGUCAGUAAUAAAUAUUCAGAGCCUCUCUCAUUUCAAAGAGGCCUAUGGCAAAGUUGUCCACUAUUCCCCACAUGGUUUGUAUUAACCAAGAAACCAUUUGCACAGAAAAUUAGAAAAAUUCAACAAAUACAGGAUUUAAAUGCAAAGAAGUCAAUCCAUAAUAUAGUGUUCUUUGUGGAUGAAGUCCGACUCAUGACUGCACAAUCCCUCAAAAGAAUGGCAGUUAGGGAGGUCGUAGGUUUUAAAAUUAAUUAUACAAAAUUGAAAGUCAUGUCAAUUUGCCUUAAAGAUCAGUGUCAAACAAGGCUACAAAUUCGUUUUAAAUUUAAGUUAGCCAAACAUCGCAUAAAAGUAUGUAGUGGUCAAUUUUUUUUCCCAUUUAAUAACAGUAUAUGAAGACAGCCACCUGUGCUUGUUAAAAAAAAUUAAAAAGUAAUUGAAAAGCAAGAGAUGAUUAUAGUGUUUUGGCAACAUUACUGCCAUAACAAUAAUGUUGCUCCUGAGGAUCACCUUCCUCUUCCAGAAUAUUCCAGUAAAGGUUUCCCAUAAGAUGUUAGAAAAUCCUCCAGCUGGGGAAACAAAAUGGCUAAAAUUAACAGGAAAAUUCUUUCCAGAACUAAAUCAUAAGGUGACCUGGCAGUGACCAAUAUAAAAGGUGACUCAUCUUGAACAUUGGUGGCAAGGUACACCGGACAGAGAGAAACAGGUGGAAAGAGAACAAGAUGAGGUUCCUAUUCUACUAAUUGCUUUGAUUUUUAUUCCCAAACAUCAAGGGGAAAACAGAAGGAAGUCUACUUGAUAGCACCUCUUACCCUAAAGUUAUGGGAGAAAAUAAGGGUUAGAGAUAGCCUAGAAUCUCCCAAACUUACUGUGAUAAAAUGGAAUUCUAGUCUUCCUCACACCUUGAGCAUUGGCUUGCUAAACCCAGGGUUGUGAGUUCAAUCCUUAAGGGGGCCACUUAGGGAUCUGGGGCAAAAAUUGGUCCUGCUAGUGAAAGCAGGGGGCUGGACUUGAUGACUUUUCAAGGUCCCUUCCAGUUCUAGGAGACUGGUAUACCUUUUGGUGGGUUUUUUUUUUUUUUUUUUGGUAAAGGAAAGGAGAUGAGCUUUUGCAGAAUGACUCAGUUAUUUGAGAAGGGAAACCAGUGGACAGAUGAAAUACAGAACAUGGUUGUCCCAUUAGAAAUCCUCACUUUUAAUUACUUAAUAUUUAAAACCCAUUCAUACUAUGAGUUGCUUUAGUUAGAGCCCUCACAGGAUUGGAAAAAAUAAUUACAAAAUAUAAGGGACUAGAAGAUAUAGUUCCUGCCAGGUAUUUGGUAAUUAUUACAUUAUAAAUUAGAUACAUACGUGGGAGGAGUAGUUGUGUGAAGAGCUCUUUUAUGAACAGUGGUUAUGCAUGUGGCCUGGAGCAACUCUCUUUUAUGGUAACACAUGUAGAAAAAACACAAUAAAAAAUCAUAUUCCACUGGUAUUUGACUUUCUUCAGAUUGAAACAACACUAUAAAGAUGUUUCAAAUAUUUGCUGGAGGAAUUGUGAAUUGGUUGGUAUUUCCCCCCCCUCUGAUGGGAUUACACUAAAAUCCAGGCAUAAUAGUCCGGAAAUACUGUCAUUCACUGGCAAUUUUACUGACACUACCAGUUAAGCACCUAUUUAGACCACAAAACUCUGAUUUCUUAACACACUUAUUGGUAGCAACUAUAUGCUCAGUUGCAGAGCUAUGGAAAAAUAAGAAUCCCCCCUACCCAAUAGCACUGGAUAAGUCAAAAGAAUCUAGGACAAAUCAUUUGUCAAUUUUUUUCCAUUAAGAGUAAUGCUAGAUGGUACGAAAUCCUUUCAGGCAUAGCUGCCUUUCUUAUAGUUUGAACGUAAAGAUCAUUCAAAUAUCAAAAGGACACUGAAAAAAUUUAAACUGUUUUUCUUUAUUAUACCCAAAGUUACACAUUUCUCACGUAUUCCAAAAGUAUAUAUACCUGGUUUUGCUUCCUUUUUGUUUGUGAAAAUGUGGGGACAGCAUAACAAAUAAAAUUCAUUAUCAAAAUAAACAUGAGGGUUCCUGUA
Mauremys mutica (yellowpond turtle) is the source of this 4622-nucleotide messenger RNA. It is a transcript of the gene NRG4, whose product is annotated as neuregulin 4. Bases 1035 to 2957 code for a protein of 640 amino acids. The transcript is spliced from 3 exons. Gene Ontology annotation, molecular function: chemorepellent activity. Gene Ontology annotation, biological process: intracellular signal transduction; animal organ development; nervous system development. The record is from RefSeq and is a predicted model, not a curated record. NCBI's taxonomy places the organism in Eukaryota, Metazoa, Chordata, Testudines, Geoemydidae.